GUCGCGCGUGGCGACGCGCGAAGUUACCGAGAAGACGCGGAGGAGCGUAGGCCCACGCACAUAGCUUUUGUUCUCUGUGGAAGGAGCUCGAGGGACAAAGUUAGGGGGACAUAAGUCACUGACAAAUGGAGCCCACCCUCAUGGGCCCAGAUGUCAGUGACACAUGAGACUCCUCCUCCGUGCUCCGUAAGCUUCGUGUUUUUUUAAGCCGGAGGGCGUCGAGUUGACUCGCCAUUUCGCCAUUUCGUCGAGAGGUUGCUGUGCCAGUCACCAACCCAUUCCGGCGGCGGCGGCGGAGGAGACCGAGAUGGGGAUGGAGAACCCGCCGCUCCGGUGGCCGCCGGGGUUCCGCUUCAGCCCGACCGACGAGGAGCUCGUCCUCUACUUCCUCAAGCGCCGGAUCGCCACCGGCCGCCCCACCCCCUACAUCGCCGACGUCGACGUCUACAAGUCCCACCCCUCCCACCUCCCUGAGAGGUCGGCGCUGCGGACGGGGGACAAGCAGUGGUUCUUCUUCAGCCGGAUGGACCGCAAGUACCCCAACGGCUCGCGGGCGAGCCGCACCACCGGCGAGGGCUACUGGAAGGCCACCGGGAAGGACCGCUCCAUCUGCAACGGCGGCGGCGGCGGCACCGCCUCGGGGCGCGCGGUGGGGAGCAAGAAGACCCUCGUGUACCACCACGGCCGCGCCCCGCGCGGGGAGCGCUCGGACUGGGUCAUGCACGAGUACACCCUCCUCGCCGACGCGCUCCCGCCCGCCGCGCGCGACCGCGAGGCGUACGCUCUGUACAAGCUGUUCCACAAGAGCGGCGCCGGGCCCAAGAACGGCGAGCAGUACGGCGCCCCCUUCCGGGAGGAGGAUUGGCUCGACGACGACGACCACCACCACGACCAGCUUCCUGCUGAGGCGGCUCUUCCGGCUCCAGCCACAACUAGUGGUAGAGCUGCAACAACUGAGGAGCAUGCUGACUUUGAGCUUCCGGGUGGGGAUCUUGAUGUGCUCCUUGCGCAAAUUGAAAAUGAUCAGGAUAUAAUCGAAGCGCAAUUGGAUUUCUCAACUCAUGUUACUUCCCAAGUUCAGAUUCAGCAUCGUGUUCAUCAAGGUUGGCUCAGUGAUGAUGGCGGAAAAUCAGAUGUUGCGGAUGCUACGACUAGUGGCAGUGCUUUGUUGAUGGCAGAGAAUACGUGCGCUGAACUUCCAAUUGAUGGUCUCGAGCAACUUCUGAUGCAAAUAUCGGAUGAUCAACAGACAGUUGAAAUGCUCUCUGGUUUCUCAGCAUCCGUUCCCCAAUCGCAGCUUCAACAUGAUUAUCAUCAGGGUUGUCUUGGUGUUCAUAGGGAGGAGGUUGGUGUUGCAGAUUCUACCACUGUUAGUAGUGCUGUGGUGACAGAAGAAUGUACUGUCCGUGAGCUUCAGGAUAUUGAAGGGCUUCUGAUGCAAAUAGAAAAUGACCAGGAAAAUGCCGAAUCACUGCCAGAUUUCUCCACACCAGUUCAUCUCCAUGAUUGUCAUCAGGCCGCCUUCGGAGAUUUUCAAGGAAGCCAGAGGGCUACAUUCAACAUUGCAAAUCUUUCUACUAUGGUGCAGGAAAGCCCAAAUUUUGAUCUGCAAACUGGUCCAAGUAAUCAAAUUACUGAGUCUAUUCUCACCACCGAGCCAAUGAAUGGAGAAACAAAUGCUGUGGAAGAAACAAGUCCUCUGCGCUCUAUGUCAGUAUUGGGUAGUUAUGAUAGGCAGGAUGGUGAUGAUGAAUUCCUUGAAAUCAAUGAUUUCUUCGACCCAGAAGAUUUAGAACAGAUUUUGGGCAGUACAAGAAGUCAGAACUUGAUUCCUGCUGAUGAUGGAGUGUUUGAUAGUUUGCAAUACUCUGAUGCUCCAAUGUUUCUGCCUGGUUCAUUUGACAGAACUGGUGUGGUGGCUGAAAACCAUUAUGUUGAAUUUGGUGCUAGUGGAAUUCAGAACCAGGGAUUUCAGCAUACAACUGAAUUAUUGGCACAUAAUCAAGUCGCUCUAAAUGUGCGGAACCAUAUGAAGGACAACCAUGUUGUCUUCUCACAUUCAUCAGAUGCUACCAUUAUUCAUACAGUGAAUGAGCAACCGCCUAACCGGAGUUCAAAUGCUUCACAAUCAUGGUUCAAUGGGGCUCUAUCUGCCUUGCUCGAUUCUGUUCCUAGCAGUCCAGCUAUGGCUGCUGAAAACAUAGGUCUUAACAGAACACUGCAACGCAUUUCGAGCUUUAGGUCACAACAACCUGCAAGAGAAGAAGUUAGCAGUACUCUUAUCAACACCAGAAGAAGAGGCGGUGGGCUAAUUUUCAUCUCGUUAAUGGUUUUACUUGUUGCUAUCAUGUGGACCUUUAGCAAUGGGUCUGCAGUCAAGCUUAGCAAGGGGUUAUGGAAGUUUCCCUCUACAUAAUAGGAUGCACCCGGUUAUCCUGGUGGCCAGUGCUUCUUACUACUUCAAGUACUAAUUCUUGUUUUGCUAUCCUUUCCUCUAUUCCUUUACAUUGAAAAAGGCAACAAUCUAGGAAAAUAUUAGAGGAUUAUGUGGUGUUAGCACUUACUUUCAGAAUAUUAUGCGAGAGAUGUUAAAACAAAACAAAAUGAGAAAAAGAAACAUCUGAGGUGAACUUCUGGAUGUUUUUGUCCUCAUCAUUUUGAUGAAAGUAUAUAUUGAAUGUAAUUAAACGAUGAUGGAUUGUUGAGAAGUGCAGUUGCUGUGCACGAUAAAUGAAAAAUCCAUUUUUGUUGCAAA
Molecule: messenger RNA, 2755 nt
Organism: Oryza sativa Japonica Group (Japanese rice)
Lineage: Eukaryota; Viridiplantae; Streptophyta; Magnoliopsida; Poales; Poaceae
Product: NAC domain-containing protein 17
Biological process (GO): regulation of DNA-templated transcription
Molecular function (GO): DNA binding
Source: RefSeq, a predicted model, not a curated record